Penicillium macrosclerotiorum is the source of this 1671-nucleotide messenger RNA. Its product is annotated as putative cysteine synthase B. Lineage: Eukaryota; Fungi; Ascomycota; Eurotiomycetes; Eurotiales; Aspergillaceae. Gene Ontology annotation, cellular component: cytoplasm. The record is from RefSeq and is a predicted model, not a curated record. The transcript has 2 exons. Bases 1 to 1671 code for a protein of 556 amino acids. Gene Ontology annotation, molecular function: cystathionine beta-synthase activity; cysteine synthase activity.
AUGUUUCAAAAGAUCAUGGGUGCCGGGGGUAGUACGAUGUUGACUCCUGAAACAAGGGGUUUCUCGAAUGAGCGCAAUGUAUACUUCGGUACAGACUCAUUGAAGAAAUAUUUCGAUCCAGAUUGUCAGCCCCCUCUGCCACUAGUCGAACUACCAGAAUAUCUGAAUCCAUACUACCACGAUGGAGUGAGGAUAUACGCCAAAAUGAUGACUAUGCAUCCGGCCAACAAUGUUAAGGCCAUGCCCGGUAUGACACUGCUUAUUACCUUGAUAGAAGAACCUCACGUUGACGUAAAAGUAGCCUUGAAUAUGCUUGAAUCGAGUGUCACGCCAAAUAAAACAAACACUAUCAUCGAGUACAGCUCUGGGUCAACAGUAAUCUCGAUGUCAAUGAUUGCCCGCGUCAUGCACGGCGUACAGGAUACGCGAGCGUUCCUUAGCAACAAGACCAGCGACGCAAAGUUGAAGCUGAUGCAAUUCUUUGGAUUGAAUAUUACUCUCUUUGGGGGCCCAUCACAGCCAGAGCCAAUUGACCCUCGUGGGGGUAUUCAAAAUGCCCGCCGCAUGGCCCAAGAGUCGAGUGACAUCGUCAAUCCGAAUCAAUACGAAAACGACCACAAUUGGCAAUCACAUGUUCGGUGGACUGGUCCACAAAUCUUUCAGCAGUUGCCAGAGAUAAAUGUACUCUGUGCUGGUAUGGGGACCUCAGGAACUAUGACCGGACUGGGUACAUACUUUAAAGGGGUCAAACCAUCCGUGUUUCGACUCGGAGUUUGUACUGCUCCGGGAGACCGAGUGCCUGGGCCUCGUUCGUUCGCCCUGAUGCGACCCGUUGAGUUCCCCUGGAAAGAAGCUGUGGAUACUAUUGAGGAGGUUGGGUCCUCGGACUCGUAUACGUUGUCUUUGAAGCUGUGUCGCGAGGGGUUGGUAUGCGGUCCUUCUUCCGGAUUCAAUCUCCAAGGUCUGUUCCAGAUGCUAGCCAAGCACAAGGAUGCAGGAACCCUGUCCGAUCUGGCGGGGCCAGAUGGUGUAACGCACUGUGUCUUCCUAUGCUGUGAUUUGCCAUAUCAAUACAUCGGAGAAUACUUCCAGAAACUCAGCCCUGAGCAAUUUCCGCCCAUUCAGAACGAGCAACUAACCAAAGUCGAUCUUCAUAGAUACGAUGAGGCCUGGGAGCGUGAUGCCUUGGAAGUUCUCCCACACGUCUACGGCUCUUCACAGCCGCUGGAUCAGUGUUCAUUGAGCGAGAUCACCCUGCGGCCACAAAAGCGGGUGAUCGAUCUCCGUAAAUCCGAUGACUACCAAGCGUGGCAUCUCCCUGAAUCGAUCAAUCUACCGCUUGUUAGUGCUGGCCCGCACACUGCGUCACCGUUCUCGGAUCCGGCGGUGUUGGAGGCGCAAUGGGUGGAGCUGGAGCAGGUCUUCAGCACCGGACGCUUGGUCUCAGAUCUUGGUUCACAUCACGUUCUGGUGGUAUGUUACGAUGGAGAUACCGCACGUGUUGCUACGAGCGUGCUUCGGAGCAAUGGCCUCGAAGCGGAUAGUCUGCGUGGAGGUCAUCGCGCUCUCCAGAUGUAUCGCACCGGUAGUGAUCCUGCGCCUGCCCCCGCGGUUUCCAGUGCAAAGGUACCUAUUGCGGCGACAGUUUCUGUUGCAGCUGUUAACCCUUGA